AUGUGCCCACCAUCCUCUUUCAACUCCAGCUCAACCUCUCCCAUCACCAAUGCUGCUACAAUUAGUCCUCCCAACAUAGUUCCCCCAUCCCCCAUAUGCACAAGCACCUACCAUCUCGUCCGACAGAGCCUUCCACCCGCAAUCUUCAACCACAGCCUCCGAGUCUACCUCUACACCCAAGCUCUCGCCCAAUGCGCGAACUCCCCCUGGGUAGCUCCCGACCGUCUCCCCCUCCUAUUCGUGGCGUGUCUCUUCCACGACAUGGGAUGCGCAACCGAAAACGACGGCCCGCAACGUUUCGAAGUCUGCGGCGCCGAUGCCGCCGCGGGGCACCUCCGGAAAUUUGAGGUCAACGACACGGAUGUCCAGGAAGUGUGGACAGCGAUUUCCUUGCACACUUCGCCCGGUAUCGCAGAGCGGAUUACGCCGCUCGCUCGGUUGGUGAGGCUGGCUGUGCUCAUGGAUUUCAAUGAAUUGGGGAAGAGUUCCUGGAUUACUGAAUCCGAGCUGGAAGUCGAUGAGGAGAAUUAUCGGCGGAGCAUCGAGGAGCGAUUCCCUCGUCUGAGCGCCGAGAAGGUGCUGGGAGAUAUUGUGGUGGAGCAGGGUAUGAGGCAGUCUACAAAAGCUCCAGCGGCAAGCUGGGCUGGGGUCAUGGUUAGAGCAGCGAAGGAGGAGCCGGAGUGGGAGGGAAUUAACAAGGCAUUUUGA
Molecule: messenger RNA, 708 nt
Organism: Letharia columbiana
Lineage: Eukaryota; Fungi; Ascomycota; Lecanoromycetes; Lecanorales; Parmeliaceae
Exons: 1
Coding region: 1-708 (235 amino acids)
Source: RefSeq, a predicted model, not a curated record